Brienomyrus brachyistius is the source of this 2976-nucleotide messenger RNA. RefSeq names its product aarF domain containing kinase 2 (gene adck2). Bases 523 to 2373 code for a protein of 616 amino acids. Gene Ontology annotation, molecular function: ATP binding; protein kinase activity. Gene Ontology annotation, cellular component: mitochondrion. Gene Ontology annotation, biological process: protein phosphorylation. The transcript has 8 exons. The record is from RefSeq and is a predicted model, not a curated record. NCBI's taxonomy places the organism in Eukaryota, Metazoa, Chordata, Actinopteri, Osteoglossiformes, Mormyridae.
CAUGACGAGGCACGAGCAGGAAGUACGACCUACAGCAGGCGGUGAGUCUGUCUGUAUCUGGUGCAACUGAUCCAAUCCAACGGAGGUUAAACUAUUUUCAUUUGCCAUAACGCGGUCUUGUGAGUGAUACAGAUGUCUGCAGAAUAAUAAUGAGGGGGUGAAAGAUUACCUAUACACAUGUAUGUGAUUCCACUCACAGAGCGGAAUUGUCCAGAAGCGAGGGUUAGGCGUGCAGCAUUACGCGAAAGUUAGACACUCGCAGCUACUUGUAAUGGCAACACGCGUUUCUUAUCUGUCAGGUAGUGCUCCGGAUUGAUGUAUUCUCGCUAACCACGUUACCUCUGCGUGUAUAGUCACUCAUACUCAUUCAUCAUGUCCACCGACCCUUUGAUCCACAAACUCUGCAGCAUAUUUGACCCAUUUAAAGAUGUAGCUGUUGUCUUUGAGCUUUUCCAGUAAAAUAGGAAUCAAGAGGCACGAAUUAGGCUUGAGUUAGGCUUCAGAAUUUUGCUGUAAUUUUUUAUGAAGAUAGUCAUUUUCAAAGGAAAGGACCAUACAACAAUUACAAUCAUGUACUUUAAGUUGGCUGCUUUCAGUGGCAGAAGAUUUUUGGUCAAUCUAAAAUGUACUGUAAAAAAAGUCAAAAUGCCUCAUUUGGUAACCUUUAGAUCAGCGUCCUUCCAGCCCUGUCAGAGGGGGUCCAUGUUGAUUAAGGUGCCUUUGGCUGGCUUGCUUUGUUGGGGCACAGUGAAUGUGGCCAGCUGCCAGGAGGUCCUGGCCCCUCAGCAGAGAAAGUUUGUAGUUAAGGUGCGGAUUGACCGGAUAGGCUUUGCCUUGCGUGUGGGUCUCCGCUCCCUGGUCCUUCUACUUAAGUUCAGCCCGCUACUGCUGUUGUACCCGCUGUGCCUGUUCUCAUGGCGGCUUCGCGGGCUCUGGCUAGACGCCCUGCUCUGGGUCACAGAAACCUCUGGGCCCACCUUCAUUAAACUAGGCCAGUGGGCCAGCACCCGGCGUGACCUCUUCUCCCCAGAGUUCUGCGAUCGCUUUUCCAAGCUGCAUGUACGUGUUCCGGCUCACUCCUGGACCCACACCCAGCGCUGCCUAAACCGGGCCUUUGGCGACACCUGGAGGCAGCUGUUUGUCUUUCAGAAUCGGGAGCCUGUGGGCUCAGGCUGCGUGGCCCAGGUCUACAGGGCCAUGGCCCGAGUGGACCGUAUGGAGAACCCAGCGUUCCACCAGUGGCUGGAGCAGCUGGAGGGGCAGGACCUUCUGGAAGCCUGGGAGAUCCCUGGGCUCAGUGGAGUGCUGGCGCUCCUUUUGGGGCGUGGAAGGGAUGUGGGGGAUGAGCUCAGAGAAGCAGAGACCCAGAGUGGGCAAGGAGAACGGGGACCCGACCUGGCUGGAAACCCUCUUAUGCCAGUGGCUAUCAAGGUGCUCCACCCAGGCAUCAAGGGCCGGGUGCAGGUGGACUUGCUCCUCAUGCAUGUGGCCAGCCGGCUUCUCUCACUCCUGCCAGGACUCAGGUGGCUCAGCCUGCCAGAGGUGGUGCAGGAGUUUGAGAAGCUGAUGACCAAGCAGAUCGACCUUCGGUAUGAGGCAGAGAACUUUGAGCGAUUCCAAGUCAACUUUCAAAACGUGGAUGCAGUGAGGUUCCCGACACCCCUGAGGCCAUUUGUCACAAGGGAUGUUUUGGUGGAAACAUUUGAGGAGAGCGAGCCCAUUUCAAGCUUCCUGGGUCAGGAGGUGCCAGAGGAUGUCAAGCGGAAGAUAGCCCGGAUGGGAGUCGACGCCCUUCUGAAGAUGGUGUUUGUGGAUAACUUUGUACAUGGGGACCUACACCCAGGGAACAUCCUGGUACAGGGCGAUGGGGGACCGCCUCCCCCAGGCACGAUGGCACUGACGGAUCUGUGCGACACGGUGGUGGUGACCGUGAGGCCGUCCGGGCCACCCAUGCGCCUGGUUCUGCUGGACGCUGGCAUUGUCUCAUGGCUCUCAGAUGGGGACCUUCGCAACUUCCGUGCCGUCUUCACGGCUGUGGUCCACCGUCAGGGCGAGAAGGUGGCUGAGCUGAUUCUUACCCACGCCAGGGCGAGCAAGUGCACCGAUGUUCCCAGGUUCAAACAGGAGAUGGCAGCACUGGUGAAUGAGGCCCUUAGCCACACACUUUCUCUAGGGAAGGUGCAAGUGGGUGAUCUGCUCACCAGAGUUUUUAAGCUGUUGAUGGCCCACAAGGUGAAGCUGGAAAGCAACUUUGCUUCCAUUGUGUUUGCCAUCAUAGUGUUGGAGGGGUUGGGGAGGUCCCUGGAUCCCAACCUGGAUAUUCUGGAGAUCGCUAAGCCCCUGCUUCUGAGGAAUGCUGCUUCUCUCAUCUGAUGCCCCACAGUGCCAUGCAGCUCAUUGGCUCAGACGGCGUGUGCUACUUUAGCCAUAAUGUUCAGACUGUAAGUUUAGUAAAAGCAGAGUUCAGGAUAUUAAAUCACCAAAUAAUGAUUGUUGGGACUAUAAUGUUAACAGUAAUGUCCUACAAAUCUAUGCAUAGAACACGGGCCCACUGCAGCUAUACUGUGAGUUUAUAUCCCCUAUCGUCUCUUAAUGUCUGUGCAUUUAUACUGAAGAUGCAGUUAAUUACCUGCAUGUCUCAGUACAAACCUGAGCAAACUAUCUCAGGAAAUAGGGGUUUACUUUAAUCAAAAUUUCAUUAGACCAAUUAAAAUGUUUAAGACCAGUUUUUAAUAAUGAAGAGCACAUCCUCUGGAAGAGUUCCAGUAACCUCAAGCUCAUGGUUACUUAUGCAGUGUUGAGUUUAAUGGUUAUAUGCUUUGAAAACACUGAAAGUCAUUCUGAAAUCUAGCAUAUUUACUCUCGUGUUCUUGUCUGUCUGUAUCGUAAUCGUAAAUCAUCUUAUACUGAUCUCAUUGUUGAGAGGAAGCGUUUGAAAAUCUCCUGUGAUUUAAACAUUGAUUUUUCUGUAUGAAA